Pseudogymnoascus destructans is the source of this 991-nucleotide messenger RNA. RefSeq lists its product as uncharacterized. Bases 107 to 991 code for a protein of 294 amino acids. The transcript has 2 exons. Gene Ontology annotation, biological process: fatty acid biosynthetic process. Lineage: Eukaryota; Fungi; Ascomycota; Leotiomycetes; Thelebolales; Thelebolaceae. The record is from RefSeq and is a predicted model, not a curated record. Gene Ontology annotation, molecular function: magnesium ion binding; holo-[acyl-carrier-protein] synthase activity.
UGGGACUUUUAUUUGGCAACGACGACGUCCAUUGACCCAGCAUGGAGAGGAGAGUAUAGGAUUGGAUCGAUCAUUGAGGAGCAGCCGCCCCCCGGGCUAUUCAAACAUGUCGUCCCGAUCACUUUCUUCCGUCCUACGAAGCAGACCCUCCAUCUUCAAGCCCCGACAACCCCAACCCCAGCCCUUGCAGCGACUCUCGUGCCCCAGUCUGGGCCAAACCAGGUCCUACGCGCCCAACCACGACGACCCCUCCUCCACCACCACCCCGUCACAAAACGACCUCCUCAACACCAAACUGCUUACCCUCCUCAACGCCAUACCCCCCUCCCAAAAAAUCCGCUACAUCAAAGACAACUCCACCUCCCCCUCUACCCACCCCACCCCCCCCCCGGCCCUCCUCGCCGCCCUCCUCAACUUCCCCUCCCCCCUCCCCUACACAAUCGGCACAGACAUAUGCCACAUCCCGCGCAUCCGCCUCCUCCUCGAGCGCCAACUCGCCGAAUCGGGGUACGUCGAGCCGGACAUGCCGCGGUUUUGGACCCGCGUCCUCACGCCGCUGGAGGCGAGGUAUAGUGGGUGGAAGGCGGGGGGGGGGGUGGAAGGGAGCGCGAGGUUUCUUGCUGGGAGGUGGGCGGCGAAGGAGGCGGUUGUUAAGGCGGUUGGGGCGGCGUAUCCGGGAGGGGCAGGAAAGGUGUUUAUGCAUGAUAUUGUUAUUUUGAAUGCGAAGACUCAGUCGGCUCUCUUGGAGGCGAGGAAGGCGGCGGUGCGGAUAGAGGCUAGGGACGCGAGGACGCAGGAAGAGCAGAUGUCCGGGGGGGGGGGGAGGGAGGGGGGGUGGGUGGAGGUUAGUGUGAGUAUUUCCCAUGAUGGGGAGUAUGCAACUGCGACGGCGCUGGUGUCGGUGGAUCCGAAGAUUGCGGGGGUUAAGAGGGAGAAGAGUUUGGUGAGGGGGGUGGUGGCUAAGACGUAUACUGAUGCGCGGUAUUUGUGA